Paramecium sonneborni is the source of this 1635-nucleotide messenger RNA. Lineage: Eukaryota; Ciliophora; Oligohymenophorea; Peniculida; Parameciidae. The record is from the annotation of a GenBank genome assembly.
AUGUAAUUAGAACCUUAAACAAAUUUUGAAUUCGACUGCUUUAAGAAAUGCUAAAAAGGUAACAAAUAUUAUAAAGGUCUUUUUAAUGGAAUCAAACUAGAAUUAUAUAAAGUAAAAAAUAAAUUCAAUUUCAGGAAAAUUCAUAAGUGCCAAAAUAUGUCAUUCCAAUAAAAUUAUAAACACAUAUUAAAUGGGAGGUUCAAGAAGAAAUCUUGAAUGGAAAGAAGCAUUAUAAGAUUGUUUCCUUCAAAUUUUAAUAGGUGAGGUUUUGAAUUCGACAUUUAGGUGAAAUAAAUAAUCGAUUAAUAAAUUGCAAAAAUAACAUGUUUAUUUGGUGAAGACAACAUUUUAACUAAAUUGAAAGAGCAUAUGAGAAAUAAAAUAAUAUUUUAAAGAAUCUAAGAUUUUUAUACACCAUUAUAAACUUUAGGCAAAGGAGCAUCAUCAAAAGUAUUGUUAGUGAGGCAUAAAAAUUCAGAGCUUUAUUAUGCUGCUAAAUGUGUUGAUAAAUCAUAUGUUAAUGAAACAGAGAAUGGAAUCGUAAUGAAAAUGACUUAAUUUAUAAGGAAUCAAUGUUUUAAGAAAUCUCCAUCAAUAAUGACUUAGAUCAUCCAUCUUUUAUUAAGCUUCACGCCGUUUACGAAGGGGAUAACACAUUUUAUAUGGUUAUGGAUUUAUUAGAAGGAAAAAGUUUGCAUGAAGAACUCAGUAACCAUAAAAAUGGCUUUCCUGAAGAUAUUGUGCGAAAUGUGAUGUUGGUAUUUAAUUAAAAAUUAUUUUCUAGUAAAUUCUUACUGGUAUUGAAUAUAUGCACUAGAAGAAUAUUAUGCAUAGGGAUUUAAAACCAGAAAAUAUUAUGCUUUAAAAAAAAUAGGAUUUGAAUUCUUUAAAAAUUGUAGACUUUGGUUUGGCGACUUAUUGCAACGUUGAUAAGUAAUAACUUUAUUUUAUUUAUUUGAUAUUUAUUUCCAAAAUGUGGAACUCCUGGUUAUGUUGCUCCUGAAAUAGCCAAUUUAAUUGAUAAAUCAGAGAAAUAUGAUAAAGUUUGCGAUGUUUUUAGUGCAGGUGUGAUAUUCUUUAAAUUGUAAAAUGUAAAAUUAUUAUAGACUAACUGGUAAAGAUCUCUUUCCUGGUGUAGGAUUUAAUUUAGUAUUAAAAUUGAAUAAACAAUGCAAAAUUGAUCUAACUCCUUUAUAAAUGAAAAAAAAUGACCCAAAUUUAAUUCAGUUAAUCUAAAAAAUGCUUGAAAAAGACCCUAAAAAAAGGAUAUCAGCUAGUUCUUGUUUAAAAGAUUAAUUUUUUGAUAAGGUUUAUAAUAAAAAGGAAAUAGAACCAAAAAUUUAACAAACUUCUUCUCAAAAAAAACAGUUUUUCUCCUCAGCUGGUAAAAAUUUUUAGACAACUGAGUUUAAAAGUGAUUCUCCCUCAUAAUAAAAUAAUUAAUAAAUAGAAAAAGGAUCAUUUGUAACCUAAGAUUGUGCAUUUAAAGGGUUUAAAGGGCAGUAAAAUGCAAAAGUAAUGUAAAAGUUCAAUACAACAGAAUUUGAUCACAUUGAUUUAACAGGAAGUCCAAUAGAAAAAAAAUAAAGUAAAUUCGCAAAAGCCGAUUAAAUAGAAGAAGAAGAAGAUAAAUGA